Molecule: messenger RNA, 3345 nt
Organism: Saccostrea cuccullata (small rock oyster)
Lineage: Eukaryota; Metazoa; Mollusca; Bivalvia; Ostreida; Ostreidae
Exons: 2
Coding region: 1-3345 (1114 amino acids)
Molecular function (GO): nucleic acid binding; zinc ion binding
Source: RefSeq, a predicted model, not a curated record
AUGGACUACCAGAGAUUCAUUAGACAGUUUAAUACAAGGGUGUGUGCUAAUACCAGCUCAUAUGAAGAACGUUUGAACUUUCUUCUGCAAUUUACCAGUGGUGAGGCUAACAGAAUAGUGACUGGAUAUUCACACUUAAAUGCUGAAAGCGGAUACAAGGCAGCGAUGGAUGAAUUCAAAGAUCGAUAUGGUGAUCCAGACAUUGUUGCGCAAGCUUAUGUGAAAAAAGCAUUGAAUUGGUCGUCAAUAAAACAAGACAAUGCAAGGGGACUUGAUGACUAUGCAAUAUUCCUUACAGAGUGUCAGCAUGCUGUCAACAACGUAGCCAGCGCUAGAGCCUUAGAGUAUCCAGAGAACAUGAAACUUAUUAUAAAGAAACUUCCGUUCUACUUACAAGAAAAGUGGCGAAAUGUUGUGUACGAGCUCAAAGACAGAAGAAAAGUUGUGAAGUUUGAGAACUUAGUGAAGUUUGUUCGUAAGGAAGCUAAAAAGGCCAACGACCCUAUUUAUGGAAGAGAAGUGAUGAAUAUCUCAACAUCUUCAACCCACGGACAGAAUGUUAAACCAGCCACAUUCUCAAAACAGAAAGGGAACUUUGCAACUAAGACCGUGGAAUCCCAUCUAUCUACAAACAAUUAUGCAUAUGAACAACAUAGACCAAAAUCAUCUGGAUUUGUGAAACCAUGUGCUUAUUGUCAAGGCACAUCACAUUCAUUGGAAGAGUGCCGGAACAUUAUGAAGCUACCCCUAAAGGACAGAUAUGAAGUGUUGAAGUCCAAGGGACUGUGUUUCUCGUGUUUGAGAUCAGGACAUCUUAAGGAAGCCUGUCAACACAAGUUAUACUGCGUUCACUGUAAGAAGUGUCACCCAUCUAUACUUCAUGUGAUACCUCGACAAGGCAAGGAAAACCCAGUGACUACUGAUCAAAACAACAACAGCUCAUCUGCAGCCGUUUCUUCAACAGCGCAUAUGGGGGCUGGGGACUCAGUGAGGCAAGCGCUUCCAGUCAUACCAGUACGUCUGAAAUCAAGAAACAGUGACAAAUUUAUUACAACUUAUGCUUUCUUGGAUUCUGGGAGUACAGCGACAUUUUGUACAGAGGAAAUCGCAAGAUCACUUCACCUUGAAGGCAAAAAGACUGUGCUCAACUUAACAACCAUGGGACAGCAGAGGACAGAGAACUGUAGCAUUCUAUCUGGUCUUGAAGUGAGUGAUUUAAAUGGUGAUCACACAAUUGACUUACCUCCUAUAUACACUCAACCGGAUCUGCCCAUAUCUAAGAAAGACAUUGGUACGUCCGAGGACCUACAUAGAUGGCCGCAUCUGCGUGAUGUACAUAUUGACACCAUAGAUAGUGAUGUUGACUCAUUAGGAUGGGUAAUCAAUGGACCGCUUGAUACCAGACCAGAGAAUGGUACUUACAGUACAUACGUCACAGUCAACCGUAUCGACGCAAGAUUAGAGGAGCAAGUGAGAUAUCAAUUCAAUCAUGACUUUAGUGAAAGAGCUAUCGAUGAUGUUCCAGAGCCGUCAAGGGACGACAGGAGAUUUCUCGACUUUGUGACAAAUUCAGUUCGCUUUGAAAAUGGACAUUAUGUCAUUGGUCUACCAUUCAAAUCAGAAAAUGUGAUAAUGCCAAACAACAGAAAACAAGCAGAACAGAGACUGAAUUCCUUGGCUAAGAAACUUUGUAGUGACAGUGAAUUCCAUGACAAUUAUAAAGCCUUUAUGGACAAAAUUAUUAGCGAAGGCUAUGCACGAAAGGUACCUAUAGAAGACUUGAAUCAAGAUGAUGGACACGUUUGGUAUUUGCCGCAUCAUGGUGUACUACAUCCCAAGAAGAAAAAACUUCGAGUUGUGUUCGACUGUGCAGCGAGGUUCCAAGGGACUUCACUGAAUGAACAAUUAUUACAGGGCCCUAACUUGACAAACACACUCAUCGGGACUUUGAUGCGAUUUAGAGAGGAGGAAAUCGCUGUGAUGGGAGAUAUCGAUAGUAUGUUCUACCAAGUACGUGUUCCGCCACAAGAUGCUACUUUUCUACGAUUUCUCUGGUGGAAAGAUGGAAAUCCUUCCAAUAGUUUACUAGAGUACCAGAUGAUCGUGCAUUUGUUUGGAGCCACAUCUUCUCCUAGUUGCGCCAACUUUUGUUUACGAAAAACAGCUCAAGAUUGGUCAGGACAUUUUAGUGAUGAGACAAUAAAGACAGUUCUUCAGAAUUUCUACGUUGAUGAUUGUCUGAAGUCAGUGAAUUCUGUAAGAAAUGCUGUGACAUUGGUGAAAGAGUUACAGGGAAUAUUGGAAAGUGGGGGAUUUCAUAUAUCGAAGUGGAUCAGCAACAGUCGUGAGGUCAUGUAUUCGAUACCAAAAUCCGAUAGAGCUAAAGAGGUCAAGGACUUGGAUCUUGACUAUGAUACACUACCGGUAGAGAGAGCCCUCGGCAUCCAGUGGUGUGUGAAUUCUGACAUCUUUCAGUUUAAACUGGACUUCAACAGGAAACCACUUACAAGGCGGGGAAUUCUGUCAAUGGUGAGCGGUGUGUUUGACCCACUGGGAUUCUUAGCUCCACUACUACUCAAGGCCAAGAUCAUUCUGCAGGAAUUGUGCAAACUUCAGCUUGGAUGGGACGACAAGAUUCCAGAUGACACUGCUACUCAGUGGAAUAAUUGGUACCAAGAUCUCGAGAAACUGAGGGACUUCAAAGUGAACAGAUGUCUGAAACCUUAUGGUUUUCAUCCACUCAUGGUACAGUUACAUCAUUUUGCUGAUGCGAGUGAAACUGGAUAUGGUACAGUGUCAUACUUGUGCAUGGAGAACGCUUCUGGUGAACGUCACUGUUCCUUUAUUAUGGGAAAAUCCCGCGUUGCUCCACUUAAGACAACAUCUAUUCCACGAUUGGAGUUGACAGCAGCCACGGUAGCCGUCAGAACCAAUAGGAUGUUACUUAGAGAAUUGAAUAUUCCUGUCCAUCGUAUUACAUACUGGACCGACAGCAUGGCCGUUCUACGUUAUAUUCAGAAUAGUACGGCGAGAUUUUAUACUUUUGUGGCAAACAGAUUAGCAGUUAUCCACGAAGGGUCACAACCAACUGACUGGAGAUACAUUAACACAAGGUUGAAUCCAGUGGAUCAUGCAUCUAGAGGUAUCUCUGCAGAUGGCUUAUUGAAACAGGAGAACUGGAUCAAACCCCCCAAUUUCCUGUUUGAACCUGAGGAUCAUUGGCCAACACCAGCUUCACACCUCACUGACACAGAACUGUUCGACAGACCCAGAGGUGAAAAAGGUUACUGUAAAGACAGUUGUCACAAAAUCACAGGAAUUACAAGAGAACACAGCAGAUAUUAA